AUGUCAUUGACUGAUAAUAUUGAAGUUGUUCUUCCUCCACCUAGCCAAGAACUCUCCAAAUACAAGCCCUUCCCUCCGUCGUUCGAUGCCAUCGUCGAAGAGAUCCUGUCUGAGGAGGCAAGCUUUGAUCACCUCGGGGAUGAGGACUGGCCUGUUACCAGUGCAUGUCCGAGUGAGAAGAGUUUCACUACACUAGCGGAGUACGUGGCUACUCCCACCUCCGAGACAAAGAAACCAGCCGCCAAGUCACCCUACUUUUCCUACCUAGCCACCUCCAACAACGCAGAAAUGGCAGAAAGGACACGGCCACGAACACGGGCAGCAGCUCGAAGAAGCAUUACGGUUGUCGAUAUGGCUAGUGAGGGCGAAGAAGAAUCUACACCUACGCUAGAGGGUCACCUGGACGAGAGCAGUCAUGUAGAUGGCGCGAUGGACGAGAACAGCACUGCUUCGAAGGUUGUUGGGCCGCAGAAUGAAGCCGUUGGCCCUAAAAAAGAUGUCAUCGAUCCAGAAGACGAAGGCGUUGACCCUGCUGCUCUUCAACCGCCCAAUAAUGUCAAUGAUGCGGGUAUUGAACUCGAUGAUCCUGAAGAUGAAGCCGAGGAGAACGUCAUCUUUGCAUCCGUUGGUCAGUCAAAGGGUGAUGAUAUUAUUCAAUAUGUGGGGACCCACCAGUUCUUUGAGACACCUGUGCAGCCCGUAUCACGCUCUGCCAGACUCCAGUUUACUAUCGACUUACAAGGCGUGGCAGUUUCUGCAGGGAUGCCCGAUGCAGCGAUCAAUGGCUUACUCGACUACGUGCGCCGUAUCUACCUCAAUGCUGCUGGCGUUUCAGCUGGGAGUCCGGACUCACAGCACGAGAUAACGUUUGGUGAAGAAAUCGACGACACACCGACAGGAAUUUCCUUGCCCCGAAGAAGUCGCAAGAGGAGCUUGGACCAGACAGAUGGAUCUAGCUCAAAGAAACGCAAGAUCAGCAAGAGACGCUCUUCCCAAGAUUCAAAUGCCUCUGUCCGACCAGUGGUGCAAGUUGAGGAUAGCCAAGGUAUCAACAGCACGGAAUUUCGACUUCAUACUUCUCCCGAAGAGUUGCGCCAGGAAAUGAUUGGUUUCACGGAUGUUGUGGAUUGCCCUGAUCAAAUACCGGAAUCGCCAAUUCUUGCCGCACAAUCCCCUCCGAAAACCCAAGAACAGCCUCGCGCCGUGGGAGACAUCAUCGAUCUCACCUGCGACUCUGAUAAAGAACCAGUUGCAUCGAAUACGGAAAACUCGCAAGACAAUGAGCCCCUGCAGAAGUUGAGUGUUGCGCCCGACGACAGCCUGGUCAUGAGUCCACCUGAUAUGGCGGACAAGGGCAAUGUUCUUGAUGAAUCUUCGCUGGAUUCAAACGAUCUAAACUCUUUUGAUCUAGUGGACUCUGAGCCGAAUGUCGAGGCCGAGUCUGGGAAGGAAAGGGAGACGCAAAGAAAUCGAAGAAAUCGACACGGCUCCAAAAAGAACAAAAGGAAGAACAAGAAGCUCUCCCUUCUCAAUCCCCAGAACAACCCAGAUUCGGAACCACAGUCGGAAUUGCCUUCUACAAAUGUGCUUUUUGAGACAUCAGAAAGGAAAGAAGAAAGGAGAACGCAGAAAAACAGGCGCAAGAGAGAGAAGAAACGGCUUAAUAGAAAAGAUAAAAUACCGAAUCUGGGUAUUAAUCCAGACCAACGAGCAGUAACCCCUUCACGACAGAUCACACAGGCUCAAGCUAUAGCACCCUCGACUCCGGCGUCGCAACGAGCUGUAACUCCUCCACAAACGAUCGACUCGGCUGGUGCUCCAGUGCUCUCGACGCCGCCAUCGCAAAAAUCAAGCAGCAGCAAGCCAAGAUCCCAGUAUGGCCCACUAUCGCCAGAUCCAAACCAGUGGGAUAUGGGUUUUUGA
Molecule: messenger RNA, 1923 nt
Organism: Penicillium longicatenatum
Lineage: Eukaryota; Fungi; Ascomycota; Eurotiomycetes; Eurotiales; Aspergillaceae
Exons: 1
Coding region: 1-1923 (640 amino acids)
Source: RefSeq, a predicted model, not a curated record